AUGGCGCUGAAGGCGGAGACCCCCUUGACGGACUACUCCGAGGUCUCCUCGGCCAUCUCCCGCUUCAAGGAGAAGGAGAAGUUGGCUGCUGAUUCCCGGAUCCUCCACCGCCCCUCGGCGAAGCAGGAUGGAGCCCUUGUAAACCCCGUGGGCAAAGGAAAACACCCAGUUUCGGAGUCUGCCGGCCGGGAAGAGCUCGCGAUCUCCUGGAAGCAGGAAUAUUUGGUGGCCGAGAAUCCGGACGACGGACGGCUGGUGUGCAUGGUGUGCGGAGGCCUUUUGGUCAACUCCGGCCCGGCGGCAGCCCGCCAACACAUCCUGCAACAACAUGCCCACUCGCUGGACUUCACGCUGGAGGAGAAACACAACAUCCUGGAGGGCUGGAGCGAAGGGGCCGUCCUGCCCGAAAUAGAGUCACCCCCUUCCUCUGCAGGCGGUCCUGGCGAGAACCAGCAGCCUGCCGAGAUCGAAGUCCUCCUUGAUUUGGAGGAACAGCCCGUGAGCCGGAAGCGCGGGCCCGUCCCAGCACGCUGCGCAGAGAGUUCGCACUUAGACGCGGAAAGGCGGCUUCCCGUUCGACAGAGGCCACCGGCCAAGGAUCCGAGGGGUCAGGAGCCCAUCAAGGCCGCAGGAAAGGAGUGGCUUUCGGAAUGCGGGCUUCCCGGUUCGGCCCCUGCAGAAAUCCGGAUUUUCACCGACGGCUCCUUCCCAGCGGGAUUCACCCUGAAGCUGUACUGCCGUUCUCAGCCAGAACCAUCACCAGGCUCCGGAGCUAAGGCAAACCCAAGGAAAAAAACAGUGGAUCGCGACUGCUCCGUCUCCCUCCUGCGGCUUCACUCCAGGGACGCCGCCGGCCGCCUGCACCCAAGCCCGGACACCCUUGCGCCCCCUUGCCCGCUAGGCAGCUCGACCGACCGCUGCCCCAAAGACUGUGGGGCGGUUCCGGGAGCGGGCCGACGGGCGGCCCCUGCCGGCAAGGAGGCCUCCACGCCCCUGGGGAAGGGCUUCAACCCCACCUGGCGCGCCCGCUUCCUGGUGGACUUCGACGCGGCCACCGGCCUCCUGGUGUGCAUGGUGUGCGAGUACCCCUUGCGACGCAUCUGCCUGGCCACCGUCAAGCAACACAUCCUGCAGUGCCACGCCGAGACGCUGCAGAUGCCGCGGGAGGUCCGACGCACCAUCCUGGAAGUCUGGGAGAAUCGGAGCCAGCCCUCCACCCAGGUGCCGAGGAAGUGA
Messenger RNA from Protobothrops mucrosquamatus (brown spotted pit viper), 1236 nucleotides. It is a transcript of the gene SPINDOC, whose product is annotated as spindlin interactor and repressor of chromatin binding. The record is from RefSeq and is a predicted model, not a curated record. Bases 1 to 1236 code for a protein of 411 amino acids. Gene Ontology annotation, biological process: negative regulation of DNA-templated transcription. NCBI's taxonomy places the organism in Eukaryota, Metazoa, Chordata, Lepidosauria, Squamata, Viperidae. The transcript is spliced from 7 exons.